This is a messenger RNA of Salvelinus fontinalis (brook trout), 1766 nucleotides long. Its product is annotated as homeobox protein Hox-C6-like. The coding region runs from base 18 to 704 and encodes 228 amino acids. Gene Ontology annotation, biological process: anterior/posterior pattern specification; regulation of transcription by RNA polymerase II. Gene Ontology annotation, molecular function: DNA-binding transcription factor activity, RNA polymerase II-specific; RNA polymerase II cis-regulatory region sequence-specific DNA binding. Gene Ontology annotation, cellular component: nucleus. The transcript has 2 exons. The record is from RefSeq and is a predicted model, not a curated record. Lineage: Eukaryota; Metazoa; Chordata; Actinopteri; Salmoniformes; Salmonidae.
AAGGGAGAGAGGGAGGUAUGAAUUCUUAUUUCGCAAACCCGUCGCUCUCAUGCCAUUUAGCUGGUGGUCAAGAGGUUUUACCAAACGUGGCCCUAAACUCAACUACCUAUGACUCAGUUCGACACUUCUCCUCCUACGGAACCGCUGUAGCCCAAAACCGGAUAUAUUCCUCGCCUUUCUAUUCUUCCCAAGACAACGUUGUAUUCGGCUCGACCAGGGGACCGUACGAGUAUGGAUCCAACGUGUUUUACCAAGACAAGGACGUGCUGCCCAGCUGUAGGCAGAGCAGUUUGGGACAAGGUUCACAAAGCUCGCUCGCGCAGGAUUACCCGUCUGAUCAAGGCAGGAACGGCUCACAUGAACAAAAGGGGGACAUUCAGAUCUACCCGUGGAUGCAGCGGAUUAACUCUCAUAGCGGAGUUGGAUACGGUUCUGACAGACGAAGAGGACGCCAAAUUUACUCCCGAUACCAAACUCUAGAACUCGAAAAGGAAUUCCAUUUCAACCGCUACUUGACGAGACGCAGACGUAUCGAAAUCGCCAAUGCACUAUGUCUCUCCGAACGUCAGAUAAAAAUCUGGUUCCAGAAUCGCCGGAUGAAAUGGAAAAAGGAAAGCAAUCUAACUUCUACUCUCGCCGAAAGUGGUUCGUCAGGGGCAAGUCAAGACACAGGAAAAGAGGACACAGAAGAGGCGACAGAAUAGAAGAAAGAAUGAACGACUUCAUAUCUUAGCCUACAAUAUGCAUCAAUCCGCCGUGAUGUGAGAAUAACUUAACUACCUAGCAAGUACCUAGCAACUAUUUUUUGGUACAAUAAAAACACUAGUGUAUUCAAAGAUAUGGCUGCGUUAAAUGCGAUGUGGAUGCAAGAGAUCUCCAGACGUCAAUGUUUGCCUUUUUCAUUUUAUUCUGUAUUGAUAUGAACUUUUCACGGUGACCACAGAAUUUCUUUCCUUACUUGACAUUCCCUCAUAUAGCCUACCCAGACUGUUUGUAACGCGAAGACGUUCAUUAUUGUAUUUUCAUAAAUGUUGUUGGACAACGAUGCAAAACACAUGGUUCUCAGAUGUCCAUACACUAUGACGAAUAUGUUUUUCCAAAAAUAAUUGCCAAAAGAAUAUGUGAAUGAAACUACAAGCGUUACAUCCACUUGUGUGAAGUAUUUAUGUUUUUUUGGUUUUUCUGUUCUGUUGUACGAAAAAACUAUGCUGAAUAUUAACGACACACACUACCUAAAUCGUUUAUACGUUUGUAUAUAUAUAUAUAUAUAUAUAUAUAUAUAUAUAUAUGUGUAUCUGUUAUACAUGCCUUAGCCCUGUGAGAGCGUUUGUGUGCAACCCGCAACUUUUUUUGUAGUAAGUAGGCCUACUUUAUUUAUGUUUAGAUAUGUACCAGUAGCCUACAUUGAGUAUGUGGUCAAAUAAUAAUUGACCGAUGUGGCUUAGAUUGUAGCGUUAGAUGAAAAUCUAAAAUUAAACAAUAACAGUGAUGUAUGACAUUUACGUCAAGUCAUAUUUAAUAAAACUGUUAAUAAAAAAGUUGUCCAUGUCUUUGCGCCCACCAUACCAAGUUAGUCUCGUUCUCAAACAGCAGCAUUAUAGCCCUCCAUGCAGGUUAAAUGUGUACACGUGUCAUUGUUCAAGUUUUUUAUCCGUCAUAUAAUAGACCCAAAGCCAGCUACCCACCCAUUAAUGUUUUUUUGACGUUCUUUUUUUUAAUUCAAAGCUUUGCAAUUUAAAAUAAAUGAAUGUUCUGUGGCUCUCUGA